AUGAUGAACAUGAACAAUAUGCAGACUAUGGUCCAACAGAAUAACCUUGGGAUUCCACAACAGCACCCAGCACAGCAACAGCAACAACAACAACAAGGGUCCUUCCCGCGCAAUCCUCAGUUCAACGAGCACCAGCAGCACCAGCAGCAACAGCAACCUCAGCAACAGAGACUUCCCAAUGGCAGCAAUGGCAUGACAAACCCACUGCAGUUGACCCAUCAACAGCAUAUGAUACAACAGCAGAUACAAUCACAGCAGCGCCAGCAACAGUUGCAACAACUGCAAUUACAACAACUGCAACAGCAGGCACAACAGAAACAGCACCCUGGACAACAACAAAUCAAGCAAGAGAAUUCUAGACCCGGGAUGCAGAGAGGAGUAUCCAUGCAACUGCAGCAACUGCUACAAACACAACAACAGGCACAACAGCAACAGGCACAGUUCAAGAAUGGGACUGCUGGGACCAAGAAUGGUGUCACUGUGAACGUGAACGCGAAACAAUUUAAUCCUAAUGUGAUGAUGACGACGCCGACAUCGAUGGUUCCUGGUGGAGGAGGUCCGAAUUCAAGGGGUAACUCUCAGGGCCACACUCCUCAAAUGGGCAACCAACCUCAACCACAGCUUCAACCUGGUCAACAACAGAUCUUCCAAAUACAACCUCAAACGCAGCCAAUUCCUUUGAAUGGUGCUGGACCUGCGAAUAUUACGCCGAUUAUGCCCCAACAGCAACAACCAACACCCCAGAGUCAACCUAGAGCAGGUCCUGCUCAAAAGAGUAUACCGAUGUCAGUUCCUGCGGGAGAUUCUCCUCAUUUGAAGAACAACGGUAACCCUAUGGUGCCAAAUGGUAUCAACGGAAAUGUAAAUGGACAUCCUUCUUCAGCACCUACUCCUUCAGCGGGCGCAUCAAGUAAUGCAGCUGGUACACCAGGCAAGACAAAUCAAAUUCCCCCUCUUACUCCUCAGCAGCAACAGCAGCAGCAACUACAGCUACAACAGCAGCAAUUACAGCAGCAGCAACAACAACAGCAUGAACUUCAAAACGAGUUGAAUGCCAAAAUCUUCAAGAAGAAUCUUGGAAAUACUGGUAUUGUACGUGUUUUAGACAUGAUUGACCAAAUUUCCAAUGAAUCUUUGCAGAUAUUAUCAACCAUUGAGUACUGGCAAAGGCUUACUGCAGCAUUCCUUACUCCUAAUGCAAUUCUUCGAUUUACAAACUCGGUAGCCAACUCCUUUCCUCCCUUGAACAAUCCAAAUGUUGCAGAUAUCAAUAAGACCGGGCACAACAGGCAAUUUGAAUUAAAUCCAGUGACUGCUGCAAGGUUUUUUCUUGCUUGUGUUUUAGCCCAAGACUUAGAAAAAUUUCAUGUUAGUUUACCAGGAAUCAAGUUUCAAAUCUUAAACAAUGGAUCCAUUUUUAUUGCCAGUAAGUUAACUAUCCAAUCUACAUAUGCGGACGAUUCUUCUGCUACUAUCUCAGGAUCAAUGAAACUAUUGAUGAAUAGAGAUUUUAGAAUUGAGUGGGUAGAUAUAAACUGUUUGCAAUAUCAGCCCAGCAUAAAGAUGUCGGGGAUCGAGAAGAAUUGGAACUCCUUCUUAGGAGGAAGAGACUCUAGUAAGUUUCCAUUGAGUGGAGACAGCCAAAGAGAAUUUUUCAAACAUAUAUAUGAUAAUUCGUUAGCAUUUUCAAACGGAUUUAAUUCUGGAUUGGAUGAGUCUUCGAUGAGAGUGUUAAACGUCGGUGAUGUCAUGACACAUCUCAAGUCGUUGAUGAUAUUUUCGAUCUCGAACAACUUGAAUUCCCCGGUGAAGGCAAUGGAGCAUUAUAUGACAUCCAACUUUGGCCAACAGCGACAAUUAUUACUUCAACAACAGCAAAAGCAACAGAUGCAACAUCUUCAAAUUCAGCAACAGCAGCAUGAGCUUCAACAACAGCAACACCAGCAGCAACUACUUCAAGAACCGCAACCUGCUGCUCCCAACUGGAUCAAAAACGGAGUUAUUGGAGGCACCAGUUCCUCUCCAUCUCCAUCAACAACAGAACUUUCGGACGUUAAGGCUGCAGGCUCGGGCCCUAAAAAACGAAAGGUAAGUGUAUCUGCCAAUGGAGGAGCUACUUCUACCGUCAAGGCAAAUGGUAACAAAGGACAAAGAAGAAAGUAG
This is a messenger RNA of Dujonia railenensis, 2163 nucleotides long. The record is from the annotation of a GenBank genome assembly. Lineage: Eukaryota; Fungi; Ascomycota; Pichiomycetes; Serinales; Debaryomycetaceae.